Molecule: messenger RNA, 1003 nt
Organism: Danio rerio (zebrafish)
Lineage: Eukaryota; Metazoa; Chordata; Actinopteri; Cypriniformes; Danionidae
Source: RefSeq, a predicted model, not a curated record
GCCGCCAGAUUGUGCUGCUGCACUGAAGGCUGUGGCGCCAAACCCCUCGUCUCCAGAUGUUCAUCCUCCGACUAAACGGGUGUGUGUUAACGGGUGUUUCGGAGCCUGAUCGCGCUGUUUGUGCAGUUUUAACGUUAGUGAUGUUUGUUUGUCGGAGUUUAUUGGAGAAAAGCAGAAAUGGCGCCACUUUCUCCCCCACCCGCGCCUCAGUGCAGCUGUGGAGCACCGGAAGCGGAACUCGCGCUAUUCCCCCUCAGUGUUCGUCUGUUCUGCUGUGUUUAUCUGUCACUCUGCUGUUUUUAAUCAUUUGUUGUGUUUUUGUUUUAGCUGUUGCUGCUUCCGCGCCCCGGAAAUCACUCGGAGCAUCCGGAUCCUCGAACGCGCAGAGCGGCAGCGCGCAGUCGGGCACGCCUGCUAAGAGUAAGUAUGCGGGGGGGAACCCUGUGUGUCCGCGGCCCACCCCGACCUGGCAGAAGGGCAUUGGGGAUUUCUUCGGUGGUCCAAGCAGAAAACCAGAGAAGGAGAACCUUCAUCCUGAGGGAGAGGAGGAUGAGGAGGAGGCCGGCGGCAGUGGUGUCAGCAAAGCGCAGAGGAGGUCCAGGCCGAUCAUCGAGGAUGAAGAUGAUGAUGAUGAAUGAUCUCUCUUUGAGUUUCUUCAGUGUAAAUCUUUGUAAAUAUUUUUAAUGGACGCUUCACUGGUUUUGUACAGGAGUUUAAUAAACUGUUGAAUCUUCUGCAUUGUCUGAUCUCUGCAUUGUCUGAUCUCUGCAUCUGUCUGAUCUCUGCUGUCCUCCAGUUCUGGUAUCUGCAGGAUUUUAUUGUCUUGAGUUUCAAAAACCAAAUGUUAAACCCUUUUAAAGUCUUGAAUUGACUGAAGUCUUGUGUUGUAGGUGUUCAAUCACUGUAAGCGGGUCUUACUUUUCCUCUGUCCAUGUAAAGGGACCCAACUGGGGCAACACCCAUCCAGUCACUAACAAUAUACUUCAAUAAAGGUUGAGAGACA